AUGACGUACAGCACAUUCGCUUAAUACAGAUUCGAGAAGCAAGUUGCAGGCGUUAGUAUGUGAUAAUGAAUUCACAAUCCAGUUAGAUAAAAUAUACCACCCACAACUCUACGAUGACAGACAGCGAUUCGGGGGCACUCUCUCAAGAGGAGAUUGCCCACCAGUUUGUUCUUCCUGAACGACAGGCCAAGGUCAACCAGCUGCUACGAGGGAUGGAAGAACCAAAAGAGGGAGGAAAAGAAUUUCAAGCACCGGCACCUAGAUCCCCAUCAGCUGUGCCCCGAUCUCCCUCUUCCUCUGGUGCGGCUACUAAAGUGCCCUCUAGUGGAGGGUUUGUGCGAUCAACUGUGAUGGGCAGGGGCGAUGAGGAGCGUUACUGUAUCUGUAGAUCAACAGAUUGCAGCUCUUUUAUGAUUGGCUGCGAUGCAUGCAAUGAAUGGUACCAUGGCAAGUGUAUAGAUGUCACUCAAGAUGACGCCAAAUCCAUCAAGCAUUAUUUCUGCAAAAACUGUAGAGAACAGGACCCGAGUCUUGUAGUGGUGUAUAAAACAAAGAAACCCAAGGAGAAACUACACAGGAGUGACUCCAGUGAUACAGAGAGGCAUUUCAAGAAGAAAGAUAAGGACAGACAGUCAGCAGCGAGUAAAGCAAAGAAAUCCACGCGGCGAUGCGGCGAGUGUGUGGCGUGUCACAGGACGGAGGACUGCGCCAGAUGCGACUUCUGCAAGGACAUGAAAAAAUUUGGAGGUCCAAACAGAAUUAGACAGAAGUGCCGCCUCAGACAGUGCAUCAAUUUUGGUAUCAACAUAGCCAGUAAUACGAAAUGGAAGAAAGACCAUGGAAUCUCAGACACAGACACUGACUAUGUGUUCAGUGACAGUAGCACCAGGGAUCUUGAAGGAAAUGAAAAUUUUAUUCGGUCAGAUCAUCCUAGGUCAAGAGAGCGCCACUCCAGUCUCUCUGACUACACUCCACCGAGGAAGAGGCAAAAGGAAGAUAGCAGGAGUAAAACUGACAAGAAAAAGACAGAGAAAAGGAAACCAAAGCCCAAACAAACCAAGACAGUGCGCAGACGUGGCCAAAAGGAAUACGAUGUGGACAUAUACCAGGAGACGGACGGCGACACUCCUCGUCAAUGCUACGGACCAGGAUGUAUAGAAGCUGCACGCUUUGGGUCCAAGUACUGUUCUGAUGAGUGUGGAAUGAAACUAGCUGCCAAUCGCAUUUAUGAAAUCCUUCCCCAGCGCAUUCAGCAGUGGCAGUCCACCCCGUGUGUGGCGGAGGAAAAUAACAAGAAGAUGCUGGAGAAGAUCCGCCAGCAGCAGCUGGAGGCCAGAAUGAGGCUAGGUGACCUUGAUCUGAAGCACAAAGAGCUUGACAUGAUAGUAGAAAAAGCUAAAACUGCUACUGUGGAUUUUGGUCAAGAGAACACAGAAGGAGAGGAUGAAUCUGAACUGACUGUUUUUUGUGUCACAUGUGGUCAUGAAUUCAAUACACGAGGUGCUUUGAAACACAUGGAGAAGUGUUUUGCCAAGUAUGAGAGCCAGACAUCAUUUGGGUCAAUCUACAAGACCAGGAUAGAAGGGAACUCCAUGUUUUGUGACUACUACAAUUCUCAACAGAAGACAUACUGCAAACGAUUAAAAGUGUUGUGUCCAGAGCAUUCCAAAGAACCAAAGGUUGGUCCAGAUGAAGUGUGUGGAUGUCCGUUAGUCUCAGAUGUCUUUGAAGAAACGGGAGAAAUCUGUCGCCUGCCAAAACGUAAAUGCAACAAGCAUCACAGCUGGGAGAAACUCCGCCGCUCUGAGAUUGAUAUGGAAAGAGUGCGACAGUGGCUGAAAUUGGAUGAGCUAUUUGAGCAGGAGAGGAACAUUCGUAUGGCCAUGGCAAACCGCGCGGGCGUCCUGGGGCUAGUUCUACACCAGAGUAUCGACCACGACCCCAUGAACCCCAUCAAUCCAGUGAAGGGAUGACAGCUGGAAUGUCAUUGGACGAAAUGGGACUGAUAGGGACAGAGAUUCUAGGACUGAUACAGUCCUAAAAUCUAGAAAGGGAUGGGGCUUAAAUUUCCAGACUAGAAACUUUGAACCUGAAACUUAAAUCUAAGAAUGAGAAUUAAAGAAUUUCUGGAAAGGGUUUCAGAUCAUUUUGUAUGGUUGAAUGGGAAGAAAUAUGAAACUGAAGCUGUAGAACAAACAUGACAAAAUGUAAUCAGCAAUAAUCAUACAAGGACCUCGUUUUUAUUUACAAAAUGCUAGAAGGGAAAACUGAAGAGGUUUUAAAUACAGUUACCAGAUACCAGGCAUGAAGUUUUUUUUUUAAUUUUAUUUUUUUCAACGAAGGAUUUUUAGCAGAAACAGAUGUCCAAAAAGACAUUCCUUAUCCUAAGUUUUCUGAAACCCACCAAUCCCAGUUGUACCUGUUGGUUUAUUGUUUAUAAACUUGUGUGAGCAGA
This is a messenger RNA of Lingula anatina, 2455 nucleotides long. Its product is annotated as CXXC-type zinc finger protein 1. The record is from RefSeq and is a predicted model, not a curated record. Gene Ontology annotation, cellular component: Set1C/COMPASS complex. Gene Ontology annotation, molecular function: DNA binding; zinc ion binding. Lineage: Eukaryota; Metazoa; Brachiopoda; Lingulata; Lingulida; Lingulidae. Gene Ontology annotation, biological process: positive regulation of DNA-templated transcription.